This is a messenger RNA of Endocarpon pusillum Z07020, 1020 nucleotides long. RefSeq lists its product as uncharacterized. Lineage: Eukaryota; Fungi; Ascomycota; Eurotiomycetes; Verrucariales; Verrucariaceae. The record is from RefSeq and is a predicted model, not a curated record. Bases 1 to 1020 code for a protein of 339 amino acids. The transcript has 7 exons. Gene Ontology annotation, molecular function: ATP binding; ATP hydrolysis activity.
AUGAAGAUGAUGAGAGAACAUAUCAAAGUCAACAAAAAUAUCAUGUUAGCGGCAGAAUCGUCAUUGACGUCUUUGGUUUCCGAAAAAUUCAACCCUAGCUCUGCUGCACCAGUGGCACCACUGGAGCAAGACAAAGGCGGGGCUUCUGGACGCAAGGAACCGACAACCCAGCUCUUCUUUGAAGACGCUCAUCGAGAGGAACGUCCUUCGGUCGAAAAACAGAAGAGCAAUAGGGAAACAGUCCAAGGGAACCCAAAGUAUCUGCUCAUGCUAUCGCCGCUACUUGCUGGGUAUGCUUUGAACAACCGGAAAUGGCUUCUGUUCUCCAUUGAUGAUGUGCGGCCACUCCAUUGGAACGAUGAAGCCAUCGAUCACCUUGUUCUUCACGACGAAUAUAAGGAUAUCUUGUUGACUCUUGUCAACAACCACAAAAUAAUCAAAUCACAAAACCAUGAUGUGAUUCCAGGUAAAGGUGAAGGAGUUGUUGUCCUCUUGAGCGGACCACCAGAGACAGGGAAAACACUGACAGCGGAAGCUGUUGCGGAGAGUGUUCGACGACCGUUGUAUCAUUUGCAAGCUGAGGAUCUCGGAUCGACAACUCAUUCCGUUCGGUAUGAACUUGAUAAUGUCUUGGAUCUCGCAACCGAGUGGAACGCCAUUGUGCUUCUAAAUGAGUGUGAUGCUUUAUUCGCUAGCCGAUCCAAUGCUAGCACCUCUCGCAAUGGUGUGACUUCCGUUGUACUUGAUAGAUUAGAGUACUACUGCGGUACUAUUUUUCUUACAACAAACCUUUUGGAACAUAUCAACGAUGCUUUUCGAUCCCGUGCUCAGAUCCACCUCUGCUACCCUGAACUCUCAGUCGCAAACCGCAGACAGCUGUGGGAGCGCUUCAUAGUUCGUCUACGAAAGGCGCCCAUUCGGUUCCCAAGCAAUGACUUCGCGUCGUCUGAAUCAGAAGCGUUCGGCGGAGCGAUCGAAAUCGAGCUCUUGAUCGAAGAUUAUAGCGAGCUCUCGGAGUAG